GAAGAGUUCUUCUGCUCAACCGUGGAGCGCAUACGUUCUAAACAUAAUCAAGAGAUUCAUAUUAUGCCGCUCUGAGGUAUGUGUACAUACCCUUUCUCUAGCUAUAAGUUUAUACCAUUCGUAUAUAUAUUACCUAUGGAGCCUUUUAUUCAUCAUUGUUAUUCUUGAAUUAUAUUGAUAUUCCAUACUCCGUAUUGCUUUAGAGGUGAAAGAAUUAAAGAAUACAAACAUCUUCGAAUAGGACUAAAACUACGACAACAACUCAAAAUAUGACUUACUAUGUUUUUCUUUUCAAAAUAAGAUUAUAUUAGUCCUAUUGGAAACAUACAUAUUUUUUCAUUCCAUUCUUACCCUUCCUUUAAAUAUGAGUUAAUUAAAUGUUUAUUCAUAAUAAAUUAGAAAAAAUUCAAAAAUUCGUAGAAGAAUAAUUAAAAAAUUUAUAAAAUAUUUACAAAAUAAAAAAUAUUUUUUUCUAAUUUUUUUAUUUUUUUUGAAAACUAAUAAAAAAUAGUAAAACACCAUUAAAAAAAUUAAAAAAAUAUGGAUGCCUUUCCCGCCGCCUGUACUACCUCCCUGCACCACCAUCUCCGCCCGGUGAAAAAAUGCCAUUUUUUCUAAAAAUUGUCAUUUUUUUUUUCUGAAAAUGACAAAAAUAUGGCAUAUUUCUCUUUGAGAAUGCCAACAUUUUCAUUGUUUUUUGCCAUAAAUAUGGAAUUCGUAAUGAACUUGUCAUUUUUCCCCCUGGUGACCGGAGGUGGUGGUGCAGAGGCAGCAGAGGCGGCGGUGAAUUUUAUUUAUUUUUUUUGAGUUUUUUUAAUUUUUUUUUUUGAAAAAAAAUUAAAAAAAUAAAUCAUUAUUAUCGAAAUAUUUUUAUUAAUUUUUAGUAUUUUUACGAAUUAUUAUUAGUUUUUAUUAUUUUAUUAUGAAUUAAAACAUUUCAAUAGCUAUUUGUCCAAGACACACAUAAUUAGGCCUAUGAAAACAUAGUUUAUUUUUUGGUCCUAUUGGUACAAAGUGAGUGACUUUUAAUUCUAUUUUGAUAAUUAACCCAUUAAAGAAUUGAACCAAACUUAAGUACAUAAUAAUGUUUUAAUUUACGAGCAACAACUUUGGAUGGGUAAAAUGAAAAUACCACAAGUUUAAAUCUUGAUAAUGGCUUUGCAGUUAUAUUUCUACUUAAUGCCAGUUGUCAACUGCUUAAAAACGUGAACGAAAAAUAUGGAUAGUCGUGACAUUUUCAAAGUGGUUAAAAAUUUAAAAUCGCAAAGUGUUUAUGUCUCCUAGUCUAAAUUAUGAAUGAAACGUGUUUUCUAAAUUUUCAAAGCAAAGUUAUUACUCUCUCCGUCCCGAAAAUGUACGCCAUAUUGAAUUUUUUAGAUCAAUGAUGACAAACUUUGGACAAUGAUUUUAACUAUUAUAUUUGUAUAUAAUUUAUAAAUUUUAUAACUUUUUGAAAACAUUUUGAAUAAGAAACAUUUGGAUAUAAUUUUCAUAUUCAAAAUAUUUUCGUAUUAAAAAAUAUGGUCAAAGUAAUUCUAAAGUUGGUGUCCAUUUUUAGUGUUUUCAUAGUUUUUUUUUUUGGAAUUAGUGUUUCAUAGUUAGCACUUAGCACAUUGCGCAUGUAAUUUUCCACUCAUUUAGCUUCAAUUCAUGAUCCCGUUUCACUCAUUACCAUGUAUGCAAUCGCAUGUAAUUUUACAAUCGGACACUUCUCUAAUUUUUGAAACGGCUCAUUUCACAUAUGAAGAUGGUUUGACUAUGGGAAUGUUUGGUAAAUGAGAUUUAGAAAAAUGACGAUUUAACCAAUUUUAACGUUUUCAAUAGUGAAAAAGCUAUUUGGUGAAUAGACGUUCUGUACUAGCGUUUUUGGAUGGAAACAUUGUAAUGGGAACGUUGAAAAUAUGAGACUUUUGGGUCAGCUUUUUGAAAUAUCAAACAUCUACUAAUUUUACUAAUUUUCUACUAAUUUUAUGACCAAACAUCUAAAUUAUCAAACAUCUAAAUUACCAAACAUUUUCCACUAGUCAAACCCGCUGACUGAAUCUGCUAUUCACAACCUACUAACAUAAUCCGCUAAAUGCCAAAUAUAAAUUUUCUUCUUUAGCUCAUUUAUUUUAUUAUAUUCAUUUUGAUUCUAAUGAUUGUUCCUUUCAAGCUAAGUAUAAUGCAUACAUUCUCACAUUAUGAGACCGAUUCUAUUGAAAUUGAUUAAAUUUUGGCUAAAAUGGCUGAAUGUGCUGAAUUAUAAAAAACAUGUUUAAAAUAUCUUUUAUUAAUAGAAUAAAGAAAAAUAUUACUACCUCCGUCCCACUAACAUUGGGACGGAAGAAGGUGACACAGUUAUUAAGAAAAGUGGGUUUAUGUGGUUGAUGUUGAAUUGAUAAAGUAAUAAUGAUUAUGAGUCACACAAACUUUACCAAAUAUGGUAUGAGACAAUCUUAGUGGGAUUUCCCGAAAAAGUAAAAUGAGACAAUCUUAACGGGACAGAUGAAGUAUAUAAAAAAACUUCUAAAAUGAUCAUUUACAAUAACUUCGACCAAUUAAAUUUAAAACAACUUCAAACUUAAAUAUUUUGAUUAUUACAACUUCAAAAUAUCUUUUAUUAGUAGAUUAUUUUAAGUCAGGUAAUUAUUCCCAUAAAUUUGUAUUUGUAAAAAACAUAGAUCGAAAAUAACAUUUUAUAUAAAGUGCAGAAUAUGUGCAAAUUUGGAAUACUUAUCUUAGAACUCAUUGAAAUAUUGGGGUAUUUAAAUUAUUUUCUUUCUAAACACAACUAAAAUUGGCUUACAAUAGACCCAGUAAAUUUUGUUCUUCAUAUCAUUAACAUGAUAUCACCAUUCAUCAUCAUCAUUAAUGGAGUAUUUUUAUUGCCUGGUUAAAUUUACUUCAUCAGAUAAAUGGCAUCUAUGCGACCAUCGAUCUGGACACGGCGAGAGUAGGGCGAACCCAAGUCAUCAGUGCUACUGAUAGCAAGACUUCCGGCCCGAAAUGGAAUGAAAAUUUUGACAUCUAUUGUGCCCACAAAAUUUCCAACGUCAUUUUCACAGUCAAAUUCGACGACGCCGUCGAUGCAUCGCUCAUCGGCCGAGCCCACCUCCCGGUGGGGGAACUCUUGGACACAAAUGCGGCGGAGAAGGAGAUUGACAGGUCAAUCCCCAUACUCGAUAAAAACGGCCGUCGCAUCCCGGGCAAAGCUAUGAUCCACGUUAAAUUCCGGUUCUUCAGCGUGGAAAGAGAUGAGCACUGGUCUAAAGGGAUUCAAAUCCGACCCGAUUAUGACUUCCGGGGCGUACCCAACACCUAUUUUGCCCAGAGAGACAAUUGCAGAGUCACCCUUUACGCCGACGCCCAUGUCCCGCAUUACGAUGACGUCAAUUUCUCUGUUUUUACCCCUUUUCACAAUCGCCCGAUUCAAUGGGUUCAACCCGCCCCGAGGUGCUGGGAAGACAUUUCCCACGCCAUCGUUAACGCCAAACACUUUAUUUACAUAGCGGGUUGGUCCAUUUACGUCAAAAUCAGGCUGGUUAGACCCGACCCGGCCAGAUCUCAACUUCUCGCCGGCCAGGACAUGAUUCUCGGCGAUCUGCUGAAGAAGAAAGCCGCUGAAGGCGUUAGGGUUCUUCUCCUGGUUUGGGACGACAGAACAUCCAGCGAGUAUAUCCACAGAGUCGGUGUGAUGGCAACUCAUGACGAAGAUACCGCCAAAUUCUUCGCCAAUUCAGCUGUCCAAUGUGUUCUGUCCCCCCGGAAUGCCGAUGCCGGCAGCGAGCUUCUCCAGGACAUCGAGGCUACUACGAGGACAACGCUAUUCACUCACCAUCAGAAGACGGUGAUUGCAGAUUGCGAGCUUCAGGGCGGUUCUGCCGGGAAACGAUCGAUUGUGAGCUUCCUCGGCGGGAUCGAUCUCUGUGACGGCCGGUAUGACACCAGGGAGCAUUCUGUGUUCAAGAAAUUAGACAAGGAGGAUUUCCACCAGCCGAAUUUUCCCGGCGCGUCUUUCGCGAAAGGCGGGCCGAGGGAGCCAUGGCACGACAUCCAUUGCAGGCUGGAUGGGCAAGCUUCAUGGGAUGUCCUCUUCAAUUUUGAACAGAGAUGGAGGGCACACAAAGGCCGGACCGCCGUUUUCUCCAAGAAGGAACUCGAGGGUCGGAACAUUAUUGUACCAAAUGAUUUACCUGUGUCGGCUGAUCCAGAGAGGUGGAAGGUUCAGAUCUUCCGUUCUAUUGAUGGGAAUGAUGCGGCAGGUUUUCCGAGGGACCCGGAAACGGCAAAAAAAUGGGGGUUGGUAACGGGUAAAACCCAUAUUAUUGAUCGGAGCAUUCAGGAUGCGUACAUAAACGCCAUCCGCCGGGCCAAGAACUUCAUUUACAUCGAAAACCAGUACUUCCUGGGAAGCUCAUAUGGCUGGAAUGAUAGAUCAGGGAUCAAACUGGAUGACAUUGGCGCCAUUCACCUGAUCCCCAAGGAGCUCUCUUUGAAAAUUGUCAGCAAGAUUGCGGCGGGGGAGAGGUUCACCGUGUACGUCGUGAUCCCGAUGUGGCCGGAGGGAGAGCCGGGGAGCGAGUCAGUGCAGGCGAUUCUUGAUUGGCAGAGGAGGACGAUGGAGAUGAUGUAUGUGGAUAUAGCUAAUGCUUUAAAGACUGCCAACCUUUCUGCGGACCCGAGAGAAUACUUGACGUUCUUUUGCCUCGGGAAUCGCGAAGUCAAAGGCUCCGAUGAGAUUACACCUCGGGAAAAGCCCAGCCCCGGCUCCGAUUACGCCAGAGCUCAAGAAUCCCGGCGCUUCAUGAUAUAUGUGCACUCCAAAAUGAUGAUUGGUGA
This is a messenger RNA of Cuscuta europaea, 4821 nucleotides long. The record is from the annotation of a GenBank genome assembly. NCBI's taxonomy places the organism in Eukaryota, Viridiplantae, Streptophyta, Magnoliopsida, Solanales, Convolvulaceae.